AUGGCAGAUAGCUACGCUUACGACCCCGUGGGCAGCGGAGCGCCAGUCAACCAACAAGCGUACAGAAUGGAGGAGGGACAACUUUGGAGGCAAUAUGUCAUCGCCGGCGUCGCGAACAUACUCAUCGCAAGUCUCGGCUACAACAUGGGAUGGACGGCACCUAUCAACUCCAAGCUUAACAGGACUGACGAAUCACCCUUGGAAACCAUACCCACUCCUGAUGACUUGGCUUGGAUGGGAUCAAUUCUCACUAUUGGUGCUAUAUUUGGACCAUUUGUCGGAGGUUUCGCAGCAUCAAAAAUCGGUAGAAAAUGGGGUUUGAUUUCCGCUACCAUCCCUCUAUUUAUCGGUUGGAUCCUGGUGGCGGUGGCUAAGACUAUGGCGUACUUAUUCGCUGGUCGUAUAUUCUGGGGCGUGUCUGUCGGCAUGGUCUUCACUAUAUCGCCAAUGUACUGUGCUGAAAUUGCUACGGAUGAUAGUCGUGGUGCACUCGGGUCUUUCCUCCAAGCCUUCAUCACUUUGGGUUUCUUGUUGGUCUAUGGCAUUGGACCAUAUAUCUCGUAUAUGGCAGUUGCCUAUGUAGGUGUAGCUGUAGUUGCACUCUUCUGCGUUCUCUUCUUCUUCAUGCCGGAAUCUCCUACUUACUACUUGCUAAAGAAUGACAGAGACGCAGCAGCAGAAUGUCUCGCGACUAUCCGUGGCCGCUCCCUCGCGGGUGUUGAAGCUGAACUCAGCAAAAUGGAGGUCGAAGUGAAGGCUUCCUUGGAGAAGACUGCCACGAUUGCUGAUGUCUUCCGCGGCAGUAACUUCAAAGCGUUCUACAUCUCGUGUGCGCUGGUCUUCUUCCAGCAGUUCUGUGGUAUCAACGCUGUUCUCUUCUACAUGACUGACAUCUUCGAUGCAUCUGGAACUUCUCUGGAGUCUUCCGUCGCAACCAUCAUUAUUGGGGCUGUACAGGUGGUUGCUUCAUUCAUCACACCGCUGGUCGUAGAUAGGCUUGGUAGACGGAUUCUUCUCCUCAUCUCCUCAUGUGGAACUGCUAUUGGAGCUGGUUUGCUCGGCAUGUUCUUCCUUCUACAAGAGAACGACAGUCCAGUAGUGGAUACUAUCAGUUUCCUGCCUAUUUUGUCCCUUGUGGUUUUCAUUGUUACCUAUUGCUGGGGUUUGGGACCAUUACCUUGGGCUGUGAUGAGUGAACUGUUCCCCAUCGAAGUAAAGGCUGCAGCGUCACCUAUUGCCACUGCUUUCUGUUGGGUGAUGUCUUUCUUGGUUACCAGAUACUUCCCAACCAUAUCGGCAUCCCUCGGGAUGUUUGUUGGUUUCUGGAUCUUCGGCGUGUGUAGUGUCUUUGCCUUCUUCUUUACAUUGUUCGUUGUGCCUGAGACCAAGGGCAAGAGCUUCCAGGAGAUACAGGAGAUGUUGGGAGCUGGAAAACAAAGACAAGAAAAGGCAUAA
Pieris macdunnoughi is the source of this 1455-nucleotide messenger RNA. The record is from the annotation of a GenBank genome assembly. Lineage: Eukaryota; Metazoa; Arthropoda; Insecta; Lepidoptera; Pieridae.